Rotaria sp. Silwood2 is the source of this 801-nucleotide messenger RNA. Lineage: Eukaryota; Metazoa; Rotifera; Eurotatoria; Philodinida; Philodinidae. The record is from the annotation of a GenBank genome assembly.
AUGGCCAAUAAAAAAAAUGGAGCAGUUGAUCCAGCUAUUGAACAACCAUUAGCAAAUGUUUUAUGGGCUGCACCAUUUCUUGCACAAGAUAUUCCUGAACUUGGUCAAGUAACAACAAUGUUUAAAAAACAUUUUGGACCAGAAUAUGUAACAAUGUGUGAACAAAAUAAAAUUGGAAUGGUUGAUGUUGAUCUUUUACGUUGUUUAAGUUGUGAUCUUAUUCCAAAAUUACUUAUUGAAAAAUAUUUAGUUGAAAUAUGUCGAAGUCAAAAUGUUCCAUUUGAACCCGAUCAAACUAUAAUGGCACAAGAUGAAUUUUGGACUAUUGGACAACGUUAUGUUCAACAAACUAAUGUAAAUGAUGAAAAACGGCCACUAUCAAAUAUAAAUGAUGACAAACGACCACCACCACCACCAUCAAGUGGAGGAGGUGCUUCAUCAAAUAGUGGUGCUGGAGGUGGUGGUGGUGGAGGUCAUUUAGAUUUUCCAACUGUUCCAUCAGCUCACCCAAGUGCACCAGCAUUUGAAAAACCACCUCCAGCUUAUUUAAGACCUCAACCUCAAUAUCCAAAUAUUAAUUUUGGACCAUCAAUUCCACCACCACCACCACCACCAUCAUCAAAUGCACCUCGUAUUGGUUUUAAUGCUGAUUAUAGUGCUAAAACACCAUUUAAUGAUCCGUUUCCACAAGUUCCAAAUGCAAAUGAUCAUUCAGCACCACCUGCUGUUCAUGGUGGUUCAGAUGAUCCUGGUUUUGAUGAUUUAGCUCGUCGAUUUGAAGAUUUAAAAAAUAGAAAAUAA